This is a messenger RNA of Megalobrama amblycephala (Wuchang bream), 1650 nucleotides long. RefSeq names its product arylformamidase (gene afmid). The transcript is spliced from 11 exons. Bases 271 to 1152 code for a protein of 293 amino acids. Gene Ontology annotation, molecular function: arylformamidase activity. Lineage: Eukaryota; Metazoa; Chordata; Actinopteri; Cypriniformes; Xenocyprididae. The record is from RefSeq and is a predicted model, not a curated record.
UUAUAACUGAAUCUGACGUCACGGCGGAGGAAGCUCAUCAUGAGGAAGUGUUCAGGCGGGAAACAAAAUGUUUUUUUUUUGUUGUCUAAACUCUGUUUACUUUUAAUACCCAUCAAUUUGGUACAAUUCUGUGCCUAAUUAAUCAAAUAGACGGUUAAUAGAAUGAAGAAUCACAUGACUUCCACACGUGACGUGUUUUAAAACACUUAAUAAUUGACUGUGUGUAAACAAACAUGAGAUUCAAAGGUCUCAGUCCAGCAGAAGAUCAUCAUGACCGACUGGAAGAAAAUGAGCAAAGAUGAGCUGGAGCUUCAGUACUCACCGAGUCGCUGGUCACACAGGAUGUCCGCAGGUGACGUGAUCAGAGCCCAUGUGGCAGCUUUAAAAUCAGGCACAGAGAAAGCUCGAGCUGUCACUCACACUCUGAUUGACGUGCCGUACGGUGAAGGUGACGGAGAGAAACUGGACGUUUACAUUCCCAGCAGCUCUAGUCCAGAUCUGCCGCUGGUGAUUUACUUUCAUGGAGGUUACUGGCAGUUUCUCAGUAAGGACGAGUCCGGGUUCCUGGCCGUCCCGCUGGUCCAGAAGGGCGUGGUGGUGGUCGCCGUGGGUUACAGUAUCGCUCCUAAAGGGAACAUGGAUCUGAUGGUGUCACAGGUGCGCAGGAGCGUGGUGUCAGUGAUCCAGCAGUACUCGCACAUCAGUGGGCUUUACCUGUGUGGUCAUUCUGCCGGAGCGCACCUGGCCGCUAUGGUUCUGUCCACCGAUUGGUCCCAGUACGACAUAUCACCGCAAAUCAAAGGUGCUUUUCUCGUCAGCGGCAUUUAUGACCUGCAGCCCAUCCUGUCCACAUACGUGAACGAGCCGCUGAAGAUGAACGAGGAAGUGGCGUUAAGGAACAGCCCAAGUCACUUCCUGUCGCAGCUCAAAGUCUCGUCUUCUUCCUGUGACAUCAUCGUCGCAGUGGCGCAGAACGACUCGCCCGAGUUCCGAAAGCAGUCGGAGGAAUACUUCAAAGCUUUGGAAUCCGCCGGUCUUAAAGUCUCUUUUGAAGAUGUUCCCAACACUGAUCAUUUCAGCAUCAUAGAGCAACUCGUCGAUGAGAAUUACCACCUCACAAAGCUCCUGCUCAAGAUGAUGGGGAAAAGUUGACGAUUACCCAGAAUGCACUGCUCCUGAACAGACCUGUGAGUUGACCUCAGAGCGACCUGACUCUUGGUCCAAUCAGACACUAGUAUUAAAUGUUUAUCAUCAUCUGUUUGUGUAUGUCGGUACAUUCAGAACUGUGUAACGUUUUCUGCUGCGGUCACUUGACUGUCUUUAUAAUGUUAUUUAAAUGUUUUACCAUGUGAUGAUUUCAAGUGACAUGCAAAUGAGAUGGAUCAGUUGAUCAUAUAAAGUCACAAAUGAAUGUUUAUUUGGUAUUAAAGGUUGUACAAAAGUGUUUUGUUUCAAGUUUUAAUUGAAUUGGCAGGAAAAACAAGUUUAAACCAGUCUAGUCCUGGUCAAACCGGUCUGGUUUGAAGUUUCAAUGGGAUUUUAGCUACUAAUCAAUUGUCUUACUCCACAUUUUUAUCAAGAUAACUCUAUGUGAAUUUGUUAGUGUGUGUAAUUUGAGGCAUUUUCAGUUCAAUAAAAUGCUGAUAUGAA